Molecule: messenger RNA, 1687 nt
Organism: Oncorhynchus nerka (sockeye salmon)
Lineage: Eukaryota; Metazoa; Chordata; Actinopteri; Salmoniformes; Salmonidae
Product: homeobox protein Hox-C12a-like
Exons: 2
Coding region: 1-840 (279 amino acids)
Biological process (GO): regulation of DNA-templated transcription
Molecular function (GO): sequence-specific double-stranded DNA binding; DNA-binding transcription factor activity, RNA polymerase II-specific
Source: RefSeq, a predicted model, not a curated record
AUGGGCGAGCAUAAUCUUCUUAAUCCCGGUUCCGGGUUUGUGGGACCUUUGGUAAACAUCCACACUGGAGACACAUUUUACCUCCCCAAUUUCAGAGCGUCCGGGGGACAACUGGCGGGUCUAACCUCUCUCUCCUACCCAAGAAGGGACAAUGUAUGCUCGCUCCCUUGGACCCCUUCGGAGCCGUGCAAUGGAUAUCCUCAACCCUACUUUAGCAGUCCCAUGCCCAUCAAUCCCUCUUUCAACCGUGCAUGUGAAAUCACCAGACAAGAUGAAAGCAAAUGUUUUUACAGCAAUGGUGGCGGCAACAGGGAACCCUGCGCUGAAAGCGCAAACCUCAAACGUGAAGAGAGGGCAAGAGGAGACUCCUCUUCCUCCAUAACGACGGAGCAUGGACUGCACAACGGGAUGGGCAACAAUGGUACAUUUUCCAAGUACGACUAUGGCCCGGAGCAGUUGACCCAAGAUCCGCCAUCCUGUCAAUCCCUAGAAUCUGACUCCAGUUCAUCGCUGCUCAAUGAAGGGAGCAAAUCUUCUGCAGGCAUCACUCAGGCGUUGACAUCCCCUGGCAAUCACGCACUAAGCACAGCCGCGGGUGGAGGCGCCCCGUGGUAUCCAAUGCACACCCGAACCCGAAAGAAACGUAAACCCUACUCCAAACUCCAGCUGGCUGAGCUGGAAGGCGAUUUCAUGCUCAAUGAGUUCAUCACCAGACAGCGGCGGAGAGAACUCUCUGACCGCCUAAACCUCAGCGACCAACAGGUUAAAAUAUGGUUCCAGAACCGGCGGAUGAAGAAGAAGAGAUUGAUGCUUAGGGAGCAGGCCUUGUCCUUCUUCUAAAAGGGAGAGAGAGGCGAAAGAGAGAUUGUGAAGAGGAAUAUAGGCAGGCAGUAUUUUAAAUUAAACGUACUGUAUUUUGGUGUAAUCAAAUUCGAUCGCAUAGCAUGCACAGUAUGAAGUCUGAUGUCUUUAAGAAAGAGGACGCAUCUGGUUUAUCAAUACAUAUUUCGAAAAACAAAUUAAUAGUCCAAAUAUAUGUUUAUCUGACCUUGAGUCGCAUAAAACGUUACUAAAGUAGUGACAGUGCAAGGGGUUAAGUAUUCCCUAGCCUGUAUUCUGUGUUCUUUGAUAGGCCUAUAGAAACAUCCCAUUCGUAAACGCCCUGGAAUGAAAGGCACAGUAAUUUGGCAAAAUAUAAUUUGUGAUUUGUACAUUUUUUGAUACACAUAUAUUUGACUUUGUAGUUUCCCAUAACUUUACCAAUACAAUACCUACACACUUGUGGCUCACUCGCUAGGGCGGAACGUCCUAGAUCAACCAUCAAAGUUUAUCUGGGGUUUAAAAAUGGAUUUGAUUUAAGAUAUGAACAAGUAGCCUAUAGUUGUGAAGAAUAUGAAGCUAACAGAAAGUUACGGAUUUCAUGCUAUUGGAUUCAAGUCAAUAGUAAGUAUCAAUUAAUAGAUCAGUUCAAUUCACGAAUGCACAGCAGCCUGUAUUUAUAAACCAUUUACGUCCAUCGCCUGAGUUUAGUGAAAUUAUGAUUGAACUGACCACGAUUCUGUUUCAUAAAUUAGAGUUUAUAGGGCUUCUAUAGCCUAUACGCCUAUGUAGGCGACGGUGCAUUAUGGCUAUUGCGCAUAAUAGUUUACAUCUAAUCUACAUUCCACCAGUAGUCUAUUUAAUAAGU